AUCACAAAUCUUUUGUUUACAUUAUGCAUGACAGAGGAAUUUUUGUGUUCGGCGCAGAUAUAAUUCAUACAGAUUCACGUGACAAUGUAUCUUCCCUGCCCUUGGAGUUGUCUUGGAGAAUAUUCUCGUUCUUAGACGGUACGGCAUUAAGAAAUGCGAGUUUUGCUUACAAAAAAUGGAAGAGGAUAAUAAUUUGUAACAAAAAAUUGAGAAGACGUCUGAACAGUUUCGAACUGUCCAUAGUUUUGGGAUCAAAGAGCCUUAUGAAGUUUCACAAGAAAAACAAAAAGAUUCUGAGGAGGGAAAGGAAGAAAAAUUAUCUGCCGAAGGGUGAAUGUAGUGCGCAGACAAUGAAAAUCACAGUUGUGAAAUCAAAAAGAGGCGGGGAUGACAUAUUUGUGCAUACUAAAAGAUUCAAAUUAUUUUAACCUGCUACGAGUAUAAUUAUGUGGCAUUUAACCUGACAAUAUUUGACUUAUGAGGACUUUCUCUAUCUCACUCUG
Messenger RNA from Ostrinia furnacalis (Asian corn borer), 503 nucleotides. RefSeq lists its product as uncharacterized. The record is from RefSeq and is a predicted model, not a curated record. Bases 24 to 428 code for a protein of 134 amino acids. NCBI's taxonomy places the organism in Eukaryota, Metazoa, Arthropoda, Insecta, Lepidoptera, Crambidae. The transcript is spliced from 3 exons. Gene Ontology annotation, molecular function: protein binding.